AUUCCUACACGCUCUUAGGUAAGAUUUUCUUUCCUUCUCACUGCUCAUUGAGAAUAAGACGUAAGAGGAAGGGAAGUGAAAGCUGCCCUGGGAACACGAGUGUGAACUCCGCGCUUCUCUGUCCAGAGAUGGACUCAAAAGUUCAGGAAGAAAUCCCUGUGCAUGAGGAAUUCUUUCUCUGUGGUGGAGUUGAAACCCAGAUUAUAAAAUGUGGGCCCUGGACUAACCUCUUUGAUGAACAAAGUGCCACCAAGCCAAAACUGCUUAUCUUCAUUAUUCCAGGUAACCCAGGCUUUUCACCCUUUUACUUGCCGUUUUCAAAGACCUUGUAUUCCUUGACGAAAGGCCGCUUCCCAGUCUGGAUGAUCUCUCAUGCUGGGUUUGCCAUGGCUCCCAAAGAUAAGAUUCUUGCAGGACCAGAUGAGACAAAUGCUCAGGAAAUUGAGGACGUCUAUGGUCUAAAUGGUCAAAUAGAACACAAACUAGCCUUUCUCAGAGCUCACGUGCCAAAGGAUGUGAAGCUGAUACUCAUUGGCCAUUCCAUAGGCAGCUAUAUUGCUCUUCGGCUCAUGAAGCAUGUCCCUGAGCUGCCCGUCAUCCACACCUUCCUGCUAUUUCCCACUAUUGAGCGUAUGUCUGAGACGCCCAAUGGCAGGUUUGCCACUCCACUUUUGUGCUGGUUUCGAUAUGUGCUCUAUGCUGCCAGCUACUUAGUACUAAAACCAUGUCCUGAAAUAAUAAAGUCCUUCAUAACCACAAAAGCCCUUCAAAGACUGAACUUUACCUGUGAAAUUCCUGUGAAGGACGCUCUUCAACCCUUCUGCCUGGCUAAUGCUGCCUACCUUGGGAGUCAAGAAAUGAUACAUGUGCGGAAGAGAGAUGAUGAAAUCAUAAAGGAACAUUUACCUAAGCUGACAUUUUACUAUGGUAAAACAGACGGUUGGUGUCCAGUAAAGUACUAUGAAGACAUGAAGAAAGAUUUUCCGGAAGGCGAUAUCCGACUCUGUGAGAAAGGAAUAGCACAUGCCUUUGUCCUUGGUUUUAACCAGGAGGUGGCUGCCAUAGUUGCUGACUGGAUGAAUAAUAAGCUGCCCAAAAUAUAAACGCUGGCUCAGGGAAAAUGCACAUACAGCCAGUACAUGGGGUCUGUAGAUGUGCUGUGCUUAGGGGUGAAUGUUUAGUCUUAAAGCUUGAAAAGGAAACGUGAGACCCUCUUGGCUGACAGACCACCAGAUCCCAGCUCCCUGUGCUUGAACUAAAGUGAACACAUUGGCUGACUCAUUCUGUGUGUUCCCUGACUCAGGAAACACAGUCAUCUCCACAAAGAUUCCUCUUUCUACGAGAAGCCCAACAGCACUGUACAGUGCGGUUUGCCCAACAGGAUCCUUACAAGUGGAAGAAAUUCAAAAUAUAGGUGAUUUCCGUUGAAUUAUUACUUUAGCAUUGCUUGUCCUGGAUGCAAUUAUGAAACACAUACUAGAAAAUGAAAAGCCACCCAUGAAUGUGCAGUCAGUUAUGUGAAUUGUGUAAGACAGACAAGCACAUCCUCCUCUUCCAGUUGCAGAGAGCAAUGAGCAGGGGGCGCUGGCAGUGAACUUGGCUUUCCCUUCAGAUACCUGGGGAAAUCAAUCCAGACUUUGUGCAGAUCAUGGCUGAUGUCAUCAGCGUGUCUUCCUGAUCCUCCCACAGUAAACCAAGAAUCAAGGUUGCUUGACAUUUAUCAACUAACUAGACAGAAGUGAUGAAGGAUCCUGACUCUGACCUGCUCCAGGAUGGCCAGCGGGCUCCUCCUGAGCCUUAAAAUUCCAGUUUCCUGCAGGCUCGUCUAGAUCAAGAAAGGAGGGACGGACUGUCUAUAUCAGAUGUGUAAGGCCAUGGAGUGGCUCAUCGGUGUGAUUCCUCCAUUGGAGCUCCAUGGACAGGAAGCAGUGAACCACUGACACCAUUCAUGAUGCCGUUUGCUACCCUAUGGUCCUUUCCAUCUGAAAUUGUUCUACGACAUAACUUUUGGAAAGGUUUUAAAUUGUUGAGUAAAACAUUAACAUAAAUUCUUUCCCCAUUUGCCUAAACUUUAUUGAUUUGGAAGAAAUUUGUGAAUGCACAGAAGUCACCAAUUAAAAUUUGCAUUUCUUCAUCUCUGAAAGCAUAUUCCUGACUGAGCAGGGGAGGAAGUGCUAUGCUGCCUUCUCUUAAUUGACUCAAUCCUAAGAUCCUAGACCCAAUAAUCUUCAUAGUCCGUAGCGAUGGUGAUAAUUGAUGCACAAUUGGAAACAUUCCGUUUUCUUCUAGAGAAAAGCUCUCACAGCAGUAUCAUUCCUCAGGGACAGUGAGAUGGUCCUUUCUCUCAAAAACCUAAGAUGCUGGUGAAAUAUUUGGUUUGAAGUGCCGCCAGCUUAGUGGUGAGUGAUGGAUGAGUUCUCAUCCUCUGCAUGGCUUCUGUAUUGGAGCUCUAACUUCUUUGAGGGGAAAAGGCAAACUCCAGACAAGGAGGGUCUUAAUCCAUGGAGAAGACCAUUAGCUACACAGUGAGGUUCGAUGCUGCACACAAGUCCUAACUGGCAUCUGCACACAGAGGCCUUCUGGAGAGCUGACCUGGAAAUCCAGUAGUCAUGCUCUGAGUCCUGUGCUUAUAGGACAGGUCCAGUCAGUGGUGAGAAAUCAAUGCAUAGAAACAAGUGCUGGUGAGUCAGACCUACUGGAGCAAAAUGACAUUCAUAGAUUUCUUCAGGAAUUACUCUAUGUUACUCUGUGUUUUCCAGACUCUACUUAAGUAACCCAGUGCCUCAUUCCUUUUCCUCAUCUAAACAACUAAUGAUAUUUAUAAUAAAUGUUUUACCUGUGAUUA
Messenger RNA from Cricetulus griseus (Chinese hamster), 2845 nucleotides. The record is from RefSeq and is a predicted model, not a curated record. Lineage: Eukaryota; Metazoa; Chordata; Mammalia; Rodentia; Cricetidae.